Messenger RNA from Osmerus eperlanus (European smelt), 2034 nucleotides. It is a transcript of the gene rcc1, whose product is annotated as regulator of chromosome condensation 1. Bases 160 to 1431 code for a protein of 423 amino acids. NCBI's taxonomy places the organism in Eukaryota, Metazoa, Chordata, Actinopteri, Osmeriformes, Osmeridae. The record is from RefSeq and is a predicted model, not a curated record. Gene Ontology annotation, molecular function: guanyl-nucleotide exchange factor activity. Gene Ontology annotation, cellular component: cytoplasm. The transcript has 10 exons.
UCUUUAAAAACUUACGUGUUUCUGGGGCGCGUGUUGAAAGUGGUGCAGACUGGGAAACGCCGUAAGCAACACAUUGACCGUUUCGGCUAGCUUAAGUAGCUGAAGAGACCAAGAUUUAUUACAAAAUUGAAUCGUUUACGGUGAAGAUCUGUACAAGCCAUGCCUCCUAAGAAGACCGCAAAGAGACAGUUGGAUAUCAAGCCAGAGGAAUCUGCAAAGACAGCAAAAAGUCCCAAGAAAGCUAAAGUCUCCCACAGCAGCCAUGGGCAGGAGAAGGGCCUGGUCCUGGUUCUGGGCCAGGGAGAUGUGGGUCAGUUGGGACUGGGAGAGGAUGUCAUGGAGAGGAAGAAGCCUGCUCUGGUGAACAUCCCCGAGGGGGUGGUGCAGGUGGCAGCCGGAGGCAUGCACACAGUCUGUGUCAGCGACACGGGCAGCGUCUACACGUUCGGCUGUAACGACGAGGGAGCCCUGGGCCGGGAGACGUCUGAGGAGGGUUCUGAGACGGUGCCGGGGAAGGUGGUCCUAGAGGACCGGGUGGUGCAGGUGUCGGCAGGAGACAGCCACACAGCCGCUCUCACUGAGGACGGCACCGUGUACCUCUGGGGCUCCUUCAGGGAUAACAGUGGAGUCAUCGGCCUGUUGGAGUCCAUGAAGAAAUGUGCCCUGCCUGUCAAGGUCCCAAUCAAAGAACCUGUGGUGAAAAUAGUCUCAGGUAACGACCACCUGGUGAUGCUGACGCUGGGUGGAGACCUCUUCACGUCGGGCUGUGGCGAGCAGGGGCAGCUGGGAAGGGUGCCGGAGUUCUUUGCAAACAGAGGAGGCAGGAAAGGGCUGUCCCGACUGCUGGAACCCCAGUUGGUGAAGGUCCGGUCCAGGGCCAAAGUUCACUUCACGGAUGCCUUCUGCGGGGCCUACUUCACCUUCGCCGUGUCUAAGGAGGGCCACGUCUACGGCUUUGGACUGUCCAAUUACCACCAGCUGGGAACCAAGAGCGUGGACACGUGCUUCGCCCCGGAGAAACUGACCUGCUUCAAGAACUCCACCACCUCCUGGGUGGGCUUCUCCGGCGGACAGCACCACACGCUCUGCCUCGACUCCAACGGCCAGGCAUACAGCCUGGGCCGGGCGGAGUAUGGCCGCCUGGGGCUGGGCGCGGGCACAGAGGAGAAGAGCGAGCCCACACCGGUGCCUGGCGUCGGGCCCGCCCAGGGAGUGGCGUGCGGCGCCUCCGUCAGCUACGCCGUGACCAAGCAAGGGUCGGUGUACUCCUGGGGCAUGGGCACCAACCUGCAGCUUGGCACGGGGGAGGAGGACGACGAGUGGAGCCCCGUGGAGAUGUCGGGGAAACAACUGGAGAAGCGCGCAGUGCUGGCCGUGUCCAGCGGGGGGCAGCACACUGUCCUGCUGGUCAGAGAUGAGCAGGAGAGCUGAUGGUCACCCCUGCAGCCUGUAGAGGGGUGACCUUGGUGUGUACCAGCUGUGUUGAGUUCUUGCGUGCGGGAGGGGGGGGGGGGGUGUAGCUGAUGUGACUUACUCCACAGAUCCAAGCCUUGGAGGGAACAGGGUCUUGUUGAGGGAUCGGGGUCUUGUUGAGGGCGCGGUUUGAAACUAGCUCCCAGUUACGACAGCUCUUGGCUCUAACAAAAACCCUAAACAUCUUCGGAUGUGGUUCAGUUGAUCAUGAUAAACACGAGAAAGAAACUAUUUUUUUAAAUCUAGAUUUUUUUUUCUUUUCUUUUUAUUACAAAUCUUUAGUGUGUGUGUGUGUGUGUGUGUGUGUAUGAUUGUAUGAGGGAAAAUGAUCAACAAGCUUUUUAAUGAAUGAGUCCACCGUCUUUUAAAGAUUUCCAUAUUCCUCAGAGCAAUACAAGUUCUGACACAAGUUCAGAAGAGCAUUCUGGCAUUAGCCCCACGAACCUGAAUCUGCUCCUUGUACCCCUUGCACACUCAUUAGGUUGUACUAGUUCUAAAAUGUACUGCAUACUGUAUCACACUGUUUGCUUAUGUGAAAUUAAAAGUCCAACUUUGUUUACA